AUGGCGUCAAGUGCCAAUGGCUUCAAGGUGCUGCUCAUGGGGCGUGCGGGAGCCGGAAAGACCUCGAUGAAAUCCAUCAUCUUCGCCAACUACCACUCCAAGGACACGAAGUUGCUGCAGCCGACGAACCACGUGGAGCACAAUUCGCUCCGAUUCCUGGGGAACCUGCGGCUGAACCUCUGGGACUGUGGAGGCCAAGACCAGUUCAUGGAGAACUAUUUCGAGUCGCAGAGGGAGAAUAUCUUCCAGCACUGUGAGGUGCUCAUCUACGUCCUUGUGGCUGUCAGGGAUCAGCACACGCAAGUGGACGAGCGGAAGAAGGACAUCGAGUACUUCAAAGCGGCGUGUGCUUUGGCCUCAGUCUGGGGGAUCCUAAUCUAA
Messenger RNA from Symbiodinium natans, 381 nucleotides. NCBI's taxonomy places the organism in Eukaryota, Dinophyceae, Suessiales, Symbiodiniaceae. The record is from the annotation of a GenBank genome assembly.